Molecule: messenger RNA, 7296 nt
Organism: Contarinia nasturtii (swede midge)
Lineage: Eukaryota; Metazoa; Arthropoda; Insecta; Diptera; Cecidomyiidae
Gene: ec
Exons: 6
Coding region: 1715-6766 (1683 amino acids)
Biological process (GO): protein deubiquitination
Molecular function (GO): cysteine-type deubiquitinase activity
Source: RefSeq, a predicted model, not a curated record
GUACGGAAACGAAACGUUCCUCAUCGCAUUUUUUUCAUUGUGUGUAUUUUCUUCAUCGACCAUUUCUUCGAAAUGAUGCUAAAUCGACAGACAAAGUGACAAUUUUCUCGAAAACAUAAAUUUUGCAACCAUUUUCCAAAAGUGAAUAUUAAUUGUUUUGUGAAUAUUUAUUUUGGAGACAGCGAAACAGAAAAGUGUGUUACAUUUUGCCUGAGACAAAAAAGACAAUGAUACUGAAUUGUGUUCACUUCACUUGAAUUGAGUGAAGAUUUUUCUCACAUAGAGCUAUGCCGUUAGUAUGUAUAGUGUGCGCAAGUAAUAAUUGAACGCCAUAUUAGAAAGUACAUAGCGAAUGCUUGUGAUGUUAUUAACCGAUUCAUUGAACUAUGCUAUUUCGAAAUUUGGGAAUGAAUUUAUAAAGUGCUUGAUGCGAGUGAAUCUCACUGUUGAAUCGAUCAUUUGACGGUCGAUUUGAAUUUCAAUUUUGUGUUUAAGUGCGCACAUGUGGACAAGAUCAGCCAAAAACUUUACAAGUGCACAUUGAUAGUGCAAAUAAUCAAAACAAUAACAAAGAAAGAGAGGCGGAGAGAGAGACAAGAACCAGCCGACACGACACGCAUUUCAGCAUUGACAUAGCACAAAAGUUCACAUGAAAAUUAAAUGCUUACCAUUGCGUGACGUCGUCUUUCCUGUGCCGGUGAAAAUAUAGUAGCCAAUGUUAUUACUGCGUUGCGUGUUUAUUCGAUUAAAAACAUGUAUAUUUUUCGUCUAGAUCGUCUUCAAUAGCUCGUCUUGAAUUCAUUACACGAUCAUUGUUUUUUUGUGAGUUUGUCUGUGUAUACGGUGAAAUUAUUAAUAAAUUAACCAAACAGCAAAAACUAAGCGAGAAACGAAAAUUAUUGAAGUCAACGCAUUGUAUCAUUAGACUGUGACUCAAUGCGCAACAACGAAGACAAUUUAUAAAUAAAGGGCAAAACUAAAUUAUAGAAGACGAAAGAAAAAACUUUACAGUGCAUAAGAAAUGAACAGACAAAAACAAGCGCGCUCAAAAGGAACCAAGUGAAUUGCAUAACAUUUUGGAUUAUUAUAUUCAUGUUUUAUUGCACCCCUCAUUCAAACAAAGUUGAAAAUUUAAUUCUCUCAACCUAUAUUCUAUCUCCCUUCGUUCUGUGCAUUUACCUGUUUUAUACGCGCGCACCUACUCUGUUAAACUACUGCACAGCGUGUAUUCAUAAACAAUAACAAGGAACAAUUGUCAUAAAAGCACAACAUAGUUCAAGUGAAGAGAAAGAAAAAACGGGAAGAACGACUAAGGAGAAGAAGAUUUGAUAAACAAUAGAGUACGACGAGUACAAUAAAUGUCAUUCAUAAAAGAAGAAGCAGCUUUUUGUGUAUUAAGACGACAAAAACGUCUAACGAGCAGAUGGUCAUCAAUGUUCAUGUGAAAAUUUUAUAAUCGAUGUUUAUUCUUCUGAUUCCACUGUGUUUGAUGGGAAUGAUAAGUGAAAAAGAAAACGAAUCGACUACCAAAAACGUAAUUGCGUGAGAAAAAAACAAUUUUUUCCCAAAGGAUCACUGAUUCGAAAGCAAUUUAACACAACAGACAAUUAAAAACAUUGAACAGUGGAGACGCCAUGAAUCAGUGUUAACGAUUUAUUUAUACAUAGUACAAAACGAAUUUAAGAAAAUACACACACAAUAUAUAUCGAAAAAAAUGGAUUCAAAUCUACAAAAUCUUCAAAUGACAGAUGUUGGGGCAUUCUUUCAAACUUGCAAGGUGCUGUGGCAUCUCGAUGCCUUCCGAAGAUCAUUCCGUCAGCUCAAUAACCACGUUUGCAGCGGCGAUGACUGUAUAUUCUGUGCCUUAAAAGAAUUAUUUCAACAAUUGCAAACAAGUUCAGAGCCCGCAUUGUGUCCGGAGCCAUUGAGAAGAGCUCUUGCAAGUGGACCACUUGCUGGUCGCCGAUUUCCAUUGGGAUGUUUAGGCGAUGCAGCCGAAUGCUUUGAGCUUCUAUUGCAUCGAGUUCAUUCACAUUUAUCGUCCGAAGAGAUGGACGAUUGCAAUACACCACAAUGUGUUGCCCAUCAGAAAUUCGCGAUGAGAGUUGUUGAACAGAGUGUAUGCGAAUGUGGAGCCAAUUCGGAACAACUGCCAUUCACACAGAUGGUUCACUAUGUUUCUGCGUCGGCACUCACAUCACAAAAUUUGCGGUCAGCACAGAGUUGUCAGAAACAGUCGUUUGGUCAGCUAUUGAGAAGUGCUUCGCAGUUGGGAGAUAUACGAGAUUGUCCGAAUGCUUGUGGAAACAAAAUUGGAAUUGCACGUGCACUUUUAAAUCGUCCAGAUGUGGUUUCGAUCGGUGUGGUUUGGGACUCAGAACGACCGGCCGCCGAUCAAGUACAUGCAGUACUCAAAUCAAUUGGAACGUCGCUUAGAAUACGCGACGUAUUUCAUCAUGUGGCCGACUUACGUUGGUCGCAAAAUGUUGAACACGAGCUGGUUGGCGUCGUUUCAUACUACGGAAAACAUUACACAACAUUUUUCUUUCACACAAAACUCAAAGUUUGGGUGUACUUCGAUGAUGCCAAUGUCAAAGAAGUCGGCACUAGUUGGGAAGCAGUUGUAGAAAAAUGUAGCCGUGGACGAUAUCAACCAUUGCUUUUGUUGUAUGCAACACCACAGCCAGCUGCAAAUGCACAAAAUAUGCCAGCAGCUCAAAUUGAACAACAAAUGUCAUCACAAAUGCAUCAGUCACUGCACAAUGCAAGUCGACGUGCAGUUACACCAAGUCCUGAAAAAGCAGCCAUGGGAAAUACAAGACGUGCAAUAACACCGACGCCCAAUCGAAACAUUGUUUGUAGCGAUUAUCAAAAUUUAAGUGUCAUUCAGAAUAAGAUCUUUAGCGGAAGCAAUGGAAGCAACGGAAGCGGAUCGGAUGAUUCGAGCUAUGUAAGCCGAAGUAGUUUAGAGCAACAACAACAAGCUGUUACCGCUGAAUAUCAAGAGCAUUGUAAUGGUGGAGACGUUGUCGAUGGUGUUCGAUCGAAUAAAAAUAGUAUGAUAAAUUCACAAAUGAUUCGUAAACAACAUAAUGGUUUACAUCGAAGUUUGAGCGCUGAAUCAACACAAAUGCCCGAUGGUCUUUCAAUUCCAGACCAUUUGAAUCAACCUCGUCGUCGUGAUUCGGGUAAUUGGAGCGGUGACCGUAAUAGUGCCAGUUCAUCGUCAUCAACAACACUUGAUGGCCCAUAUUUAUAUUUGAUGGGCAAACGAAAUGGUGGCAGUCAUCCACCGAGUCCAACGCGAACCACACAAAAUGGCAUCAGUCCGAAUGGAUACAAUGGCCAACAGCAGCAUCAAUUCUUUGAUGCCGGUUAUGAUUCAUAUUCAUUAUCUUCAACCGAUUCAUAUCCGCCAAAGCAUCAUAAUCCACAACUCGCAAAAAUUCCAGAGUCAGUUGUUUUGUCCGGUGACUGUGAACGUUUGUGCAUCGAAGCAGAUCAACUGUUAGAAAAAUCACGAGUAACCGAAGAACAUCAUAAUUUAGAGUUGGCAUUGAUUCUAUGCAACCAAGCAGCAAACAAGGCAAGAGCAGCUCUGGAUGCCCCAUAUUCAAAUCCACAUACGAUGACAUUUGCCCGAAUGAAACACAAUACUAUAAUUAUGCGAACUAGAAGUCUACAUCGUCGUAUUCUCAUCGAAAAGGGUGGCAACGGUUUAAACAUUGAAAUGCUCAAAGACCAAUACUUAAGUCCAAACGAUAUUCGUAAUAUUACAAAUAGCGGUAGCUUACGACACAUGAAGAAUGGCAAAGAAAAUAUGCCAAGUGCAAUGGAUGUGAGUAAAAAUAUCGGAAUCUAUGCCACUUUACCGAAAAAAGGUAAAUCGCCGCUUAAAUUAAUUGAAAAUGAAGAUGCCAUUGAACCAGACAUUCAACCAUUGCCAUUGCCGCAAACACAAACAAAACCAGAGCGAGAAAGCAGACUGAGCAUUUUCGGUCGUGGAAAACGCAGCGAAGAAAAGGAAAAACGUAGCCGUAGUGAGGAUCGUAAUAAGGCCGCACGUGAUUUGAACGGAGGUGAACCAUUGUUAGUCAAUGCAAAAGACACAUUGAAAAAACACAAAGAAGACAAAGAUGAAAAAUGUGAAAAAGAGAAGAAUGGUAAAAAACAGCACAAGGUGCGACGGAAGAUUUUAAUGGGUGGAUUGAUUCGUCGUAAAAAUCGUUCAAUGCCCGAUUUAACUGACGCACAGGAAGCUGAACAAAAGGAACAAGCAACAAAAACGGUCGUUCCAAUUAAGAACGCUGUCGAUGACAGUGUAUUGGGUCUUGGUAUGAAUGCUAGUCCAAACGGUAGUUCAAUGAGCGGCUACUUAUCAGAAGGCCACUUUGAGUAUCAAACAAUCAUAACUGGCGGUGGAAAUCCGAACUUUGAACGCAGCAAAUUGAUGCGUAAAAAUGUCCAAAAUUGUAUGGCAACACGACAACAGCAGCUAACACAAGUCAAAGUACCACCCCCGCCGCCAUUGAGAACAAACUCAACAUUGUCACAGCAUCAGUUGCAAUUACAUCAGCAACAAAUGGACAAAGAACUUAUGCCAAUGUCUCCAAUAACACCAUUCCAUCAGGCAAACGUUUCACUCAUUUCAAAUAUGAGUUCAAACACAAGCAUGAGCGAAGAUUCAUGUCAAACCAUUAUCACAACAUGUGCCGUAGUUCAUCAAGAACAAUCACCCAUGCAAAAUAUUCAAAAGGAUACAGUCGACGAAGUUGACAGUCGAUUUGACACAAAUUUCGAAUUGCCACCGUAUCCAACGCCGCCCGCAUCAUCGUGCCAUUCGCGACAAGCCAGCGAAGAAUUCCCUCCUCCACCAACAAACACUGAAAUUUCAUCGAUUGAAAAUGUGAUUGAUGGACAAAAAGCAAUCGAUGUAAAGGAAGGAACCACAAGCAUUUUGGCCCAAUUCCAACAACGCCAACAAAUGUUGAAACAACAACAAAAACUACGCACUCGAAUGGACACAAAUGGCAAUAAUGUCGAUCAAAUUUCAAGUUAUGAUAUACAAAACAAACAAAACGAUGCAGCUGCAGCGCAUGAUGCAAAUCAAAAAACCGUUAAAGAUUUAACAUCGCGUUUCGAGCAAAUCAAAUUGCCACAAACAAUGGACGCAUCUGCAACAACACAAAGCGGUAUGUUAAUGCGAUCGAAUUCAUCGUCGCAAGAAAUUCUAAACACAAAUCCGGUGAUGCAAAGAGCCCAGAUUCGAACCCACAUGAAUGGUUUGAUUGAUUCAAAUGCACGAAAUAUGACCGUAAAUUCAAUGAUCUCAAAUAAUGCUAGUUCAACCGAAUCCUAUGAUGAAGUCGACUGUGCGCCGACUUCAAUGCACAAUAAUACAAUAAAUAAAUCAUCAAUACCGUACAUGUCCGCACAAAUUAAAUCCUCCUAUCAAUUACCCGCAAGUCAAAUAGCCGAAGAAAUUCGAGAGGUUGAAAUGUUGAACAAUGUCGUUCAUCAAACACUCCACAGCAAUGAUAAUGCUCAAUCGAAACCUCAAGAACGUACAAAAAAGAAGAGCGUCUCAUUUUGUGAUCAAGUGAUCUUAGUUGCCACUGCCGAUGAUGAUGAGGAGGACGAUUUCAUACCAAAUCCAAUACUUGAACGUGUCCUACGAACAUCAAACUAUACCAACGGCACUGAAGUUGACAGCAAAAUAUUACAACAGCAACAAAAUAUUUUGAAACUUCAAAAUGAGGCAGCUAGUCGCCAGCAGAAUAUUAUGUCACUGCAAACGACCAACGAGAAUGGAUAUCGACAAGAUAUGCGCAAUGAGACACAGAAAAUGCAACAAAUGCAAAAAUCCACACAAAGUACAAAUCAAGCACCACCACAACAACAACAACUACCACAUCCAGAUAUGAACGGCAUCCCAAAGAAUUUGAAUGGAAUGCCCGCUAUUAACUACCCACCGAUAAUGGAUGGACGAAACCAUCUCAUACAAUCACAGCAGCAGCAACAAAUGAUGCAUCAAAUUCCACAGCAAAUUCAAAAUAUGUCGCCUCAAUCACCUUACAUGCCAAUUCCACAAAUGAAUUACAUGAAAGCAAAUCAACGGCCAAACUUUAACAUGCAACAAUCACCACAAGCAAACGGUAAUUUUAUUGCUAAUAAUAGCAUUCCAAUUCCACAGAACGCUGGCAACGUUUAUCAAUAUAAUCCAGCUAUGAAGUUUAUGCAACAGCAGCAACAACAACAACCACCAAUGACAAAUGGAAACUAUAUGGGUGCUCAACAUCAACAUUCGCCCAUCAUGUUUCAAAUGUCACCACCGCAAAACGGUAUGCCGGCAUAUCAACGCGUUCCAAUGCCAAAUGCGUACACCAUGCCACCACAAAAACAUUCACCAUACUUUGGUGUUCCACAAAAUAGCAGCAUGGUAAAUGGUAACGCGGCUCCAAAGGCUCAAACCGUAAAGAAAGUGAGCUUUGAACCGGGUACCAAAGGUGAAACUAUCGAAACUGCCAAACCAAUUAUGACAUCGAUGAAUAAUGGUGACAUGCAAACAAACAUGCCAACCACAUCAGAUCCAAAUCAAAUGACUGUCAAAGCAAUUCCAACUCGCGUAUUUAAUAACAGCGCUAUUGUAAAAGCAUCCGCUAAGGCCGUCCAGUGCAAUCUUUGUCGCAAAAAACAUGUCAUUGCACCGGCAAUUUACUGUUCCGAUUGUGAAUUUUAUAUGUCACGCUUUCAACCGAGAGCAUAAUAAAAUGAUAUAAACAGUAGAUUUAAAUUAGGUAAAAAAAAUGUAUGGCUAAAGAAAAAGUGCAAAGUACAACUAGAUUUUCUUUUUUUAUUAUAUAGAAAAUAAAUAAAUAAAUAAAUUGUAAUUUUCAACUCUUAUGCUAAGCUAGUAACAAGUUAGUUUGUAAAAUCAUAUAUACAUAUAGUUCCAUUCUUCGAACAUAUUCAUAUACAUUCCGCUACUGGUGUAGAUUUGUUUUUUUCAUUUCAUGCAUUUAUAAGCAGAUUAAUUAAUGAUAUUCUGAUUGUUAAUUUGUUAGAUUUAUUUUUGAAAGAAAAAAAGAUAAUUAGCGGCUGUCAAAAUAUACAGAUAAAAUGUAUGUAUUUGCAUAGCUAUAUGCUUAAUUUAAAUAUUUCACACUAAUUAUUAUUCAAGACACAUUUAUAUGAUAUUUUUUUUGUAAUAUUUAAUAUUUGUGAUAGAUGAAAGGGCAUCGAUAAUCAAAAUAUUGAAUUAAUGCAUUUUAUUUUUGAAAAAAAGCGGAAUUCUUA